Molecule: messenger RNA, 3205 nt
Organism: Maniola jurtina (meadow brown)
Lineage: Eukaryota; Metazoa; Arthropoda; Insecta; Lepidoptera; Nymphalidae
Product: nephrin-like
Exons: 17
Coding region: 232-2715 (827 amino acids)
Source: RefSeq, a predicted model, not a curated record
CUGUCGGUCCGUACGAUCGUUUGUUUAUAUUAACACGUGGUCUAAAUGUGCUAUAUAAUAAACGCUCCAUAUAUAUAACGAUACAGCUAUAAUAACACCUAUCGCUAUAAUACAACUAUAUAGCUCUAAAAUACGUGUUUCACAAAGGAUUGUAUGUGACGGAAUGUGGAAAAGGUACGUUUGAAGUGGAAUUUUGGAAUGUGUUUUUGGUGUGUUGUGUAGUUAGUGUUGAUGGGGGUUUUAGUGUGUAUUGUGCGGGGGUGCAACGGGGUUUGGAUGUGGAUCGCGAUCCUGGUUGCCAUGGCAACCAUGGCUACUGGACGAGGUUUUGUGGAGACUGCAGAGUUCAUUAGCGAUCUGGAUAUGCCAAUACCAACGGCGCACGUGGCGGGGGUGGUCGGCAAGAAAGCGGCGUUGCCAUGCGACACCCAGCCUCUGUCGGCAGACGACAGGGUCGCUAUGGUGCUGUGGUUCAAAGAGGCUGAUUGGGAACCGUUGUACAGUUACGACGUCCGAGGCCGCACUCUCAGCCAGCCGAAGCUCUGGUCUUCCCCUACGGGCUUCGGCACUCGGGCCUUCUUCCGCGCCACCGCCGCUCCAGCGACCCUCCUCAUCGACAACGUCAGCACCGCCGACACCGGCGUCUACAGGUGCAGAGUCGACUUCAAGAACUCACCUACUAGGAAUUUGAGGAUCAACUUUACUGUUAUUACUCCUCCCAACCGGCCUGUAAUAAUGGAUGCGAAGACCAGAGACAUCACCAGGCUGCUGGAGCCGUAUGAUGAAGGAGACACCUUGGAACUGCUGUGUGAGGUGCACGGAGGCGAUCCCCGCCCUGUCCUGGUGUGGUACCUCGAAAACACGAUCAUAGACGACUCCUUCGAGCAGAAGCCUGAUGGUGUCACCGUGAACAUCCUCACCUUCCCCAGCAUAGGGAGGCAGCAUCUCAACGCGAGGCUCAUCUGUCAAGCGUCCAACACUAACCUUGCGCCGCCGCAGACCAAGCUUCUGAUACUGGAUAUAAAUCUAAGGCCACUGACGGUGCAGAUCCUGAGCAAGAACCGGCAGCUCUCAGCAGACAGGAGCUAUGAAGUGGAGUGCAAGACCACCGGCUCCAGGCCUGAGGCUCAGGUGACCUGGUGGAAAGGGAUGAAGCCACUGAGGAAGAAGGCGAGGAAUUUCUCGGAUACAAAUACAACAACCAGCAUUCUAACCUUCGUCCCUGAAGCGGAAGACCAUGACAGCAACCUGGUCUGCCGAGCUGAGAACCCUCGAGUUGCCAACUCUGCUAUAGAGGAUACUUGGAGGUUGAACGUGCAUUAUGUGCCGAUAGCUACUUUAAAGAUGGGUUCGAACCUGAACCCAAAUCAUAUCAAGGAAGGUGAUGACGUGUACUUCGAAUGCAGUGUGCAAGCCAACCCCAAGGCCAGCAGACUAGCUUGGUACAAAGAAACGACAGAAAUUCAACAAAACGCCAGCUACGGCGUUAUCCUAAGCGACCAGAGUCUAGUGCUACAGAAUGUGAACAGGACGGCAUCAGGCGACUAUAGCUGUCUCGCUCACAACAGCGAAGGCAGUGCAUCUAGCAACUCUGUCUCGUUGCAAGUUCAGUAUGCUCCGCUUUGCAAGUCGGUAGAAGACGGGCAAGUCUUCGGCGCGCUGAAACUGGAGACCAUCGAGCUGGUCUGCUCCGUCGACUCCAACCCUCAGCCGAACAACUUCGAGUGGAUUUUCAACAGAUCCGGGGACCAGAGCGAAUUACCCCCAAGUUUGUACACAGCCACGGAGCACAAUUCAGUGCUGCGGUACACUCCAACGGAAGACAAGGACUUCGGGACGCUGUCGUGCCUGGCCACCAACUCUGUCAGCAAGCAGGAGGUGCCUUGCACGUUCAACGUUGUUGCUGCUGGGCGACCCACUUCGUUACAAAAUUGCUCAGUAGUGAAUCAGAGUAAUGGAUUACAAGUGGAGUGCUACGAAGGCUUCGACGGAGGCCUGCCUCAAGUGUUCUUCAUGGAAGUGCUGGAGCUACCCUCUCUGAUUUUGCGAGCGAACAUGACGGCGAACUUCACACCAAGCUUCGAAGUCCAGGGUCUCGACAAAGGCCUGAGCUACUUGCUCAACCUCUACGCGGCUAACGCAAAGGGCAGGAGCGAAGUGAUAACCCUGUACACCAUCGCUGUCAGAUCACCGGAUAAGUAUACUGGUGCAAGCAAUCCCUUCUCACUGUCGCCGAUGAUAGCAUCCCUUCUGGCGAUGGUGGCGCUUUUAAGCGUUGCAGUGUGCGCCAUUAUUGUGGCUGUAUACCGAAGACAUUUCGUGAGGGCACAUGGAAAACAACCGCCUUCUACGAAUGCUCUAUACUCGGAAGGCAGUAUCGACUCGUUCCCAAAAAGAGACACUCUCCCUUCAUACACGGCGUCUCCAAAAAUGGACUAUAGCAGUCGAUAUGAAUUGAAAAUGGAUGGGGAGGAAGACGAUCCUGAUAUUAUUCCUGUACAAUUCGACAAAAAGCCGCUAGAUGACUACAGUAAGCCCAAAAUAGGAAUGGAAGGAGACACUAUAAAAAUCUACAGUGAUCACAGCAUUAUACUGCCAAAUAGUGGCAGCAUAUCAUUCGUGAACCGAGGGGUAACAGCGAGGGGAGUGGACAUAUCGGCCUCUAGACAUGAAGUGGUCACCGCCUCGAGGAAAGUCCGCGAGAGCUGCAUAUAGGACGACUCCUCCACCUACCUGUAAAUGUAGAUAGUGAAAUGGACAAUGUUUUUUAAUGUGAUCAUAAGUGUUAUAAAAACUCAAGUUUUUUGUGUAAAAUACCAUUAAAUAUGAAGGAUUUACUAAAUGACGGUUAUUUUAAGUGGUUGAGGUACUAUAUUGAUAAAUAUUGAAAUACUGUAUGUGCUUUUGUUGACCAGUGAAAAUUUUGUAAACGACAAGCAGUUUAUAUUAAGAUUGGAAAUCUAAAAUAGCAUAACAGCGAAGUCAGUAAAGUUUUAUUAAAUUUUGAAUUGUUAUUCUCAAGUGGUCUCAAGUUUGAUACCUGUCAAUUUUAGGCUAGGAUAAAUAUUAAUAUAAUUCUAGACAAUUUUUGUAAAAUGUUAAGAGUUUAGUCUAUUGCAGUUAUUUUAGAAUAUGACACGUUUUUAACUAGCUGACCCAACCCGGCCUCGGUCGUGUGAUUUUUUUUACUAUUAAUUAAUUACUU